AUGAUUCCUAGUUCAUACGAACCAAUAGGAUCAGACUCCCCCAUCGAAAACGGCGAAAAUGUGGACGGCGAAGGAGACGAUGCCUCACAACAAUCGAAAUGGCGGAAAGCCAUUCAGAAGCUUCGCCAAGUAGACAAGAGUUUCUUCGUGUCAAAGGCUUUCUAUUUCUUCUUCUACACAGCCUUGGGGUCGCUGUUUCCAUUCUUUAGCCUGUUCUACAAGCAGUUAUGGCUAACUCCCGGACAAAUUGGUCUUUUGCUUGCUUUGAGACCUGCUGUAAAGCUCGUCUGCCUGCCUUUGUGGAAAAUGGUAACAGACAGGUUUAGCAGACCGAAAGUGGUGUAUUUUAUUUCGAUUCUAGGAUGGACUAUUGGUUAUUUCGGACAGUCAUUAGUUUACCCAACAAAUUUGCCAUGCUAUGGGUAUCAAUCACUCCACUCCACGACUUCAAGUCCAAAUAUCUCAAUUUCAAAUUCAAGCGUCGUAUCCGUAAACAACAUUACAAGAAGGUCACUUCUUCAAGACUCGUACCCUUCGGAAUCUUUACAAAAAUGGGAUCCUAGAAAUUAUCGUCCCUUAAGCCGGAAAGAGAGAGACCAAGGAUAUCUCUUAGACAAUGCUCAAUCAACAAAUUUAAUAAAUAAUUUUGCAAGGGCGCCAACUUUACAGCUGAAUGAGCCCACAAAGAACAAAGGAAUAUAUGCAAAUUUGAAAGGAAAAACAGGUAGACUUAAUGAGCCAAGUGAAACCUAUUCUCGCUCCCUUGAAGAAGGGAAAAACGUAGAGGGAGUUACAGACGCCGAUUCGCAGGAAAAUGACCACGAAGUCGAACGAGAAAUUAAGGCAGAUACCGCGACAAGUGGAAUAGUUGAGAGGAAGAGUAAUGAUGUCAUAAAGGUGUAUGAAAAAAUGGGCUCAUUGAUCCCAAGCCCUAAGGAAAAUGACGACUUCCGAAUAAAGUUUAACACUUGGAUUUUUCGAUGUCUGAUCUUAAUUGUGAUUUUGACCGAAAUAAUUACAACGCCAACUCCCAUGCUAGCGGACAUUGCCAUUGUUCAAUCUCUUGUUGAAACUAAAAGCGAAUAUGGAAAACAACGAUUGUUUGGUUCACUUGGUCUGAGUCUCGCCGCCAUUCUUGUUGCUGUGUGGGUGUCUUUAAACACUGACUGUCUCUUCACAGACACAAUUGACUAUACACCGUGUUUCUAUUUGUUCGAGAUCGCCAUUGGCGCUACGGUUCUUGUGUCUCUUUUCGUAAAGUUUGACCGACCUGAUGGCGAGGCGAGUAAUGGCUACGAAUUCCUGGACGCGAUGAAGUUGUUCAAGAACUUCAAAAACGGCGUAUUCCUUGUCACGUUAUUUGCGUUCGGCUUCUUUCACAGUCUCCACUAUGCAUUCCUGUUUUGGUAUCUCCAGGAUCUCGGAGGAACCCCGGUCCUAUUCAGUAUCAUUUUGUUGAUCUAUUGCCUAGCUGAAGUGGUGAUGUAUUUUGUGUCUGGGUACGUGGUGGAAGCCAUUGGUCAACAGGGAAUGAUCUGUUUAGCCUUCGCCUGUUACACCGCUAGAUACCUCAUGUAUUCCUACCUGAGGGAUCCUUGGCUAGUGAUACCAAUGGAAAUGGUUCAAGGCAUUACAUACGGAGGGGUGUGGUCGAUUGCUGCUGUUUAUGUAAAUGCACCUCCAGGUCAGUGAUCAAGAUCUGAAUUCUCUAUAUUAUAUCACUACUUUAAUCAAACCUGAAGAUGACGAGAAUAAGGGCAAUGAUCAACAAUGCAAAAUGUCUUGAUAUUUUGAACAAAUUCUGCGCACCCACAGAUUACAACGAAGUUCGCUCUACCUUCCCCACUCGACCAAGUUUUUGAUAUCGGUCUACUGUAUCUUUUCAAAAGUAGUAUUCUGCCAGCGAAAAUAAGCAAUUUUGUCUUUCACUCAGUAAUACCGUAUAAUUUUCACAACGAUACCUGGUGUCUUGUUCGAUUUGAGCUUAUUUCCUUUUUUGAGGAGAAUUGAGCCUGGAGCCUUUUGGUUUGUGUUUAACUUAAAGACACGCCAUGAGUUUAUUCUCUUUGAGUUCUGGUCUUCAAAAGUUGACGAAAUUGAUAGCUUGUAUUGUAAUUGAAGAGAAUACGCUUUUGUAAUAUAAUUCAAGUAAAGAGUAAUCUGUAUUUGUGUUUCGCUUAUCGCGAACCUCAGUUCAGUAUAACAUCCAUCCUGUUAAAAAAAUUCUAAAAAAAAUUUUGAAAGACACAAUCGAACCUUCACUAACGGCCGUUGUUAAGUCGCGAAUCGAGCUCAAUAAACGGUUACAUUAUACGCCCUUAGGGACGGACCAUUCGAAAACUUAUGGUAUGGGUUUGGGGGGGGGGCGAAUUACAAAAAUAAUAUUCGCGCAAGGGAAAAUUUAAUGAAAAAAAAUCAUGCACGCCAAUUAAUCCUAAAAAAUAUUCAUGCUAUGGCCUAAAAAAAAUUCAUACAAGGUAUUAGAUGACGAAACAAAAUUCCUGCGGCUCGAAAAUUCCCCUCCCCCUCCCUAUGACUUUUCUAAUGGUUCGUCCCUUAGUUCCGUUAAUAGUCCUCCUACUAGUCCGUUCACCACUGUCUUAUAUGUAAAUCAAGUCCCUUUUUGUUUCGAGUUUUGCUCAUUUCGCAUCUAAUUAUCCUACAUUAAGUCCCUUGAGACCAGACACUACAGCCACCUCUCUACAACGGCCAUUUUUGGGGGGCGGAUAGUCCGUACAUUCACUCUUGUUUCGACUUCUUUACAACGGCUAUCUCUCUACAAUAGCCAUUUUCUUCUGUCCCCAAGGUGGCCGUUGUAAAGAGGUUUAACUGUAUCACAAACUUGAAACUGCGUGAGAAAGGUUUGUAAAACAGAGCAGGAAAAAGGGAUAGAACUGAGACGUAAAUGCGAAGUGACUUUGGGUUUAUCUAAACGAUACUAUGGAAAGAAGCUUCAACAAAUCAACAAUUCCGGUUUGUCUUCCUUUCAUUCCCUUCUCCCAGAUAAUUAGGUUUCCAGUUCGCCACCACCGCUGAAUAAAAACUUUGAAGAAGCUUGUUUACGAUGUUAGCCUUCUUCUGAAGUGAAUACAACGGUAUUCACAGAUUUCAGCGAGAAGAACAACUGUUUAGGACUCUUCCUAUUCAGUUUUAAUUUUAAAUACGAAAGUGAAUAUUUCUACCUCCCUUGUCCUAACGUUUGUUGUUUUGUCUUAACCCUAUAGAGGCCUCACAUAUGGUUCAAAGUAUUUUGCACGGUAGCUACUGGGGGCUUGGAAUGGCACUGGGCUCAGGGAUCAGCGGCGUUAUCAUCGGUGUUGUGGGGGCCCCAACGCUUUUCCUUAUAUCCGCAGGAAUCUGUUUCUUGCUUUGCAUGUUUCACUUAGGAAUUGAUAUCCACAACAAAAUGAAAUUUUUAGAAGAAGAACAAGAACACAGACUUCGGGUUCAACGCGGAGAGACGAUCAUAAAACAGCCCAAGAGGAAGGAGAGGGAAAGCGAUUUCAUCGGGGCAGCGGCCGCUCCUCUUGUGCCAUGCCUUCUCUACGCAAGAUACAAGUAUGAUCUAUAACAUCAAACCAAAUGUGUCAAAGUUUAUUUAGUUGUUUAGUUGAGUUAGUUUCAGUUAGAAAAAGAGAUUCUAGAAGACAUGUAGUUCUAAUGGCCCAGUUUCACACUUCCAGCGUGAAGGCUGGCGAUUUUAUAGCUUUUAGUUUCAUUCGUAGUCUAGCCAGUUGGCUAAGCCACUUUGCUGCAUUUUGCCUCUCACCACUAAGAGUGAACAAUUUCACAUGCAAAAAAAGGACGAACAAACAAAUUGGACUUUGUUGUUUCGUUGUUAACAAUAAUAUUGAUAUUGAAAUUUAUUUUCCGUGUAAAAGGGUGGGAAGUCUGUCUAAGUCAUUAAUAAUCUUUAUUUUUAUAUUUCUGAAGUCUGCAGUGGCCAGAACAUGAUUAUCAAAGAACUUAAGUCAACAUGAUGGAUAUUCACCAUCAUGUCUUGCAAAUAACAAUUACCGUAUCGCUAUAAAGGACCUCAGUACUAGAUAAAAAGCGCCGAAUAUACAAGUAUUUAUUUUGAGUUUCCCAGCAGGGAAUAUGGACAACAUAAAGUAAAAUAGCUUUUUCCAUAAAAUAAAAAUGACGUUUAAAGUUAUACAGAUAGCACAACAAGCGAGAGUAGGUUAACAAAAAAUAAAAAUUCCAUUUACCUUUACAGAGGGUCUCCUGUGGGGUUCUUCAAUCCCGUAAUCCCGACCCGAAAUUUCGUGCAAUCCCGUAAUCCCGAUGGUUGUUUUUGGCGUCCCACCUCUCCUGCAAACUUCCAAUCCCGAAUCUCGCCCCGAUUUUGCUUUAAAAUCCCGAGCCCGAAAAAAGGGAAAUCCCGAAUGCCGAAAAACCUAUUGACUACCCUUUGCAAUUACUAGCCUCUUCUGUUCUGUCGGUCUG
Molecule: messenger RNA, 4449 nt
Organism: Porites lobata
Lineage: Eukaryota; Metazoa; Cnidaria; Anthozoa; Scleractinia; Poritidae
Source: the annotation of a GenBank genome assembly